UUAUGAGUAGAGAUAACUCUCCUAUAAAUAAUAGUGGUUCGUCAUCUGAGACGAGUGAGACUCAGAGUGUUGAAGAUAAUAAAACUUUUUCGGAUUCUAAACUCACAAGAAAUCUAGCUUCGCCAAACAGGAUUUUUAAAAGCCAAAAACGUAUGAAAGAUUUUGGAAGCAAUCAAAGUGGGGACAAAGAUGGGGACACUAAAAGACCACCUUGGAGGGCGGUAAGUGUUUCGACCUUACCCAAACCGGAUAAGAAUGCAAUACUGAAAGCAAAACUUCUUGACGCCACGAGGCGUUUACGUGCAGGAAAGACUUCUAUCGGUUUGCAAACACUUCAAAUACCAACAAAGUUAUUGAGAGAUGUUAAUUUAGGCACGCAAAAAGAUUUGUUGCUUUUUAAGGAUAUGGAAAUUCAAACAGAUGGGUUCUAUACUAAGAAAAGAAACAACGAAGAGGCUUUUGUUCUAUCAUAUUCCGUUGCACAAACGACUGACUAUGUAAAAGUUUCAAAUGCAGCUACUCAAACCCUACUUCCAAGGAUUCCUGGAGAUAUCUUUUUAAACACCUAUUUGGCAAAUUACGAAAAUACAAAAUAUUUAAAGAACAUGAACGAUAUUAAAAAAAAAUUAGUUAGUAAAGAUUGUGUGGAAAGAAAUAAGAAGUUGCCUGUUGAAGCUGAUGGCUCUUUUGAUUCAGGCCUGAAGGAAAGCGUUUCUAAUACUGAAACCAAUAUGGAGGAAUUACGAAAAACCAACUUCUUGCCUAAACUUAAACAACCAACUUUUUUAUCAUGGAAUUUUGGAUAUGGGGAUUUGACUGAUGAGAUCAAUUCGAGAAAAUGUGUACCGUAUAAUAUUCAGGCAAAUCAUUCACAGCGGAGUUUUACUAGUGUUUAUCAUGGUAAGAACAGUUAUUAUAUUGACUAUGAUUGGGAAGUGUUUUUGUUUUCUAUUGACGAACUUUUACAAGAAAUUAAUAGAUUGAUAAACGUGAUUGAGGAUAAUAUAUCUGUUAAACAAUAUUACAAUAAAAGCAUAGUAAAAUCGGACCAUUUUAAACAUCAACAGUUAGUUAUGCCCUCUGAAGAAUGGCUACCACUCAUUAAUAAAGAAGAGAACCAUUUGGAAGAAAUGAUGAAGGAAAUUAAGAGGAAAACAAUCAAAUGCAAAUAUUUUAAUAAACACGAUUCUGUUAAUUAGUAAUAUGUUACUAGAAUUUUCUAACUAAGCACAUAAACAUGGAAAUUAAUUAAUAAAUUACUUCGACAUUUCAAAAAUCCUUAUUAUUUUCUCCACAGAAAUUAAAUAUUAAAAAUUUGACCUCAUUAUAUUUAAUCUGGCUUUCGGCAUAUUUUAUAAAAACUUUAAACAAUAUGGUAUAAAGGUUG
Molecule: messenger RNA, 1387 nt
Organism: Zeugodacus cucurbitae (melon fly)
Lineage: Eukaryota; Metazoa; Arthropoda; Insecta; Diptera; Tephritidae
Exons: 4
Coding region: 3-1199 (398 amino acids)
Source: RefSeq, a predicted model, not a curated record